AUGGCGAACGCGGUCGUUUCGGUGACCGUCACCGUCGUCGCCCUUUGUACAAUAUGCAUCGCCGUCCUCUUACUGCUCCGACGCUACCUACCUCUCCGCACGACGCCGGCCUUUCUCGCCGUUCCGAUAUUCCUUGCGCUAGCAUUACCGGCCUCUGCGGUCCUUCUGGUUCCCAUUGACCUUGCCUCCAGCUCCGGCCCGGAAGAUGAAGUUUCUAAGGGAAUUUGGCUGGCACAAAGGCCGUUGCUUGUGGCGUGGAGGCUCGUCUACUGGUUGACAUUUAUGUUGACGUGGUUUAUCUUGCCACUACUGGCGGAAUACAUGGACGCCGGAUACCGCGACCCAAAACAGCGAUGGUUGUAUUCAUUGCGCUCCAAUGGCCGUUAUCAGCUUAUAAUGCUAUCUUGUGCGGUCAUCGGCCUCAUCUACAUCGGUUUCGACUACAACUUCAACUUUACUGCCAUCAAGGCUCUGCUAAUGGCGCUGGCCUAUGUCUGGGGCUUGAUGUUGGCUAUCUAUCUGGCUGGUCAUGGAAUGGUGGCUGUGCCUCGAAAUCUGUUCAGAAGAGCAAGCACCAGUGGGUCUCUGAAGAGAGUACAAAUCCAGGCUGCGCGUGUGCACGAGAGGCUCGAGGAUGCUGCUACCGACCUCGGGGACCUAGAGGCCCAGGUUCUGCAGUUGAGGCAACGCAAAACUGGGACUGCACGAGAUUUCCAGGAAUGGAUUGACGAGCUCGUUGAUAUGACCUCCGGACGAGAAGAGCAUAUAUCGAGCCCGGCGACAAGGGAGGCCUCGGCCAAGAUACCCGCCGUUAUUACCGAGCGAUAUCUAGCUGAUCUUACCCGGCGUCUCGAACGUGCGCUCCAUCGCAAAGCGCGAUAUGUCGAAGAGUGGGACCGCAUUGUUCAAAGAGCCACGGACUUGCAGGCGAUACUCGACUCACAGGCAUCCAAAAAGCUGGUGUUUGGGCGAGGGACUUCGAUGUUGACCCCUUACGUGCGCUACGUCCUAUACGUUCAAGUGUUGCCGUAUUUCUGCUUGGCUACUGGGGCUGUAAUGGCACUUGCGUCUAUUGCCGUUAUCUCUUCCGAGAUAAUCCGAUUCCCGGCGUCGCAGUUGUCGCCCGUCAGCCUCACAGUCGUGCAUCAUCCGAACAACGAAGACUAUCAGGUUGGCUUCGGUGGUCAGGUCAUGGCAGCGGCUUGGAUUGCCUACAUGUGUAUGUGUGCUCUCACCAGCAUCAGCGACGUACCAGUCUGGAAUGGCCGAGCGUUGGUGCGUCGAAACACCCAUCCCGAAUCUGCAUGCUGGUAUGCUGGUCAAAUCGCCAAGCUCACGGUACCUCUGACCUACAAUUUCUUGACCUUCACACCAAAAGCGGUGCACAAAAAGACUGUUUUCUACGACUUUCUUGGCCGACUGAUCAAUAUCACGCACCUGGGUACGUGGUUUGAUUAUCUGUUCCCCAUAUUCAUCCUCAUACCUGUGUGUGCUACGCUUUUCAACCUCUACGGCCGGAUCAAGCGUCUCUUUGGUUUUGGCAUCAUGGAUGAGGAAGAGGAAGAGUCGGCAUUUGGAGUGACAUGGCGGGAUGGUCGGGAUCUGAUCGCUCGCGAUCUCCAGGGUACCAACUUUACUCUCCGAGAUGAGCCACAACGAGCAACUCCAACCAGGUGGGUGCCUCCUGCGGAACGCUCGCAAGGCGCGGCGUCGCUCAGCGGGCGUCAAGCACGUAGGCCCCCCGCCCCAUUGGAGCCGGAGCCGGAGGAGGAGAACUUUUUCACGCUCUUUAGUCGUCGGGUAAAGAACACCGUUGAUUCUAUAGAGACACCCACAUGGAUGCAGCAAGGCCAGGGUUUCAGCAGGCCUAAAUGGAUGGGCGGCGAUGCUGAAGGUCAAUCAGGUACUUCUUCGUCUUCAAGCUCGAAUUUCUUUGGUUUUUCCGGCGGCCAAUCGAAUAGUGGUGGUCGGAUCACUUUAUAG
Messenger RNA from Cyphellophora europaea CBS 101466, 1983 nucleotides. RefSeq lists its product as uncharacterized. The record is from RefSeq and is a predicted model, not a curated record. NCBI's taxonomy places the organism in Eukaryota, Fungi, Ascomycota, Eurotiomycetes, Chaetothyriales, Cyphellophoraceae. Bases 1 to 1983 code for a protein of 660 amino acids. The transcript has a single exon. Gene Ontology annotation, cellular component: membrane.